This is a messenger RNA of Xenopus laevis (African clawed frog), 5004 nucleotides long. It is a transcript of the gene nos1ap.L, whose product is annotated as nitric oxide synthase 1 adaptor protein L homeolog. Bases 260 to 2284 code for a protein of 674 amino acids. The record is from RefSeq and is a predicted model, not a curated record. Gene Ontology annotation, molecular function: nitric-oxide synthase binding. The transcript has 12 exons. NCBI's taxonomy places the organism in Eukaryota, Metazoa, Chordata, Amphibia, Anura, Pipidae.
UGUCGGUGCGGGGACACACGCGGGUCCAUGGUUAGCCAAUAGCGGGAGGGCUGGAGCUGGCUCACCCAGAGGGUCAGUGACCCCCCUCACACACACACACCCCCAGCACUCUCAGUGGGCAGGCGUCUAGCUCCCUCCCACCGCCAGGAUCUCGCUUCCUCUUUCCCGGAUCCUCCCAUUUCCAGCGGGAGGGACUGAUGUGGUCUGUGGAUCUCUGCUCGCUCUGCCUGGGCUCCUGACUGGGGGAAAGCUCAGCAACAUGCCGGCCAAAAGCCGCUACAACCUGGUGGACGACGGACACGACCUGCGGAUCCCGAUGCACAAUGAGGAGGCUUUUCAGCAUGGCAUCAGCUUCGAGGCCAAGUAUAUUGGAAGUUUGGAUGUCCAACGACCUAACAGCAGGGUUGAGAUUGUGGCGGCCAUGAGACGGAUCCGGUAUGAAUUUAAAGCAAAGAAUAUCAAGAAGAAGAAAGUAAGCAUCCUGGUGUCGGUGGAUGGUGUGAAAGUCACUCUAAGGAAGAAGAAGAGAAAAAAAAAUGACUGGGUGUGGGAUGAAAGCAAGAUGUUGGUUAUGCAAGAUCCUAUAUACAGGAUAUUCUAUGUGUCUCAUGACUCCCAGGAUCUGAAGAUAUUUAGUUAUAUUGCAAGGGAUGGGACCAGUAACAUCUUCCGCUGCAAUGUAUUUAAGUCCAAGAAAAAGAGUCAUGCAAUGCGUGUUGUGCGGACUGUGGGGCAAGCUUUUGAGGUUUGUCACAAGCUGAGCCUGCAGCACACUGAGCAGAAUGGGGAUGGGACAGAAGAUGCAGAGAGUGACAGAAGCACAGAUUCUGAAGGACAAGUGACACAAACUGUAGCCAGUGUGGUUCAGGCUGCUGAAGAGACUGAUAUUGAUGCACUGGAUAUUCCUUUGCCUGAGAGGGAGGAGCCAAGGAUUAACCGCGGAGUGACCGAUUUGGAUGCUGUACAUAAGGAGAAUGACAGCACUUUUGAGAACAAGGAGCAGGUCAUACCAGCUUCCCCCAAGAUGCUGCUUCCGUCCAGCAGUGAACUGCCCCCUGGGACCCCCCUAUCUCUUCAUCACCAAAUACAGCUUCUCCAACAGCAGCUGCAACAGCAGCAGCAGCAGACCCAGGUGGCAGUGGCUCAGGUCCAUUUGCUGAAAGACCAGUUGUCUGCUGAGGCUGCUGCCAGACUGGAAUCGCAAGCCAGGGUCCAUCAGUUACUCCUGCAGAACAAAGACAUGCUGCAGCAUAUCUCCCUGCUGGUCAGACAGGUUCAGGAACUGGAGUAUAAAUUGUCUGGACAAAGUGCCAUGGGAUCUCAGGACAGCCUCCUAGAGAUUACGUUCCGUUCAAAUGUUCUGCCGGUGCUUUGUGACCCUUCGACUCCUAGGCCAGAAGAUGUGCCCCCACUGACUGAUCCUGAUUCCUCUUUUCAAGUUUGCAGUCCGUUAGUUGAUCAAAGCAUGUUCAAGAACUCAAACGUAACUCAAGUGCCAAAGCUACAGCAGAGUCAUUCUCUCACCCAACUGACAAGACUCGCCAGCAGCACUAGCUCGGAACCUUCAGGGGUCAGUAUUCUUGUUGGCAGCACACAACACCUGAAGAACCUAGGCAAGGCAGUUGGAGCCAAGGUGAAUGACUUCCUUCGGAGGAAAGAUGCAGAUAAAGGAGACAUUGGGGUAACUGAAGUCAACAAGACGGUGGCUGCAGAAUGGUCCAGCAGUGACAGGACAUGCAGUGUUAACCUUGAAGAGGGACAAAUGUCCAAGAACCUAGAAAGUUUUCCUAGGCUUGAUCCUCCUCCACCCACUGUGAAAAAGCGAAUUCCUCGAGCUCUGAAAACCACCCAAGAUAUGAUGAUCUCACCCAACCCUAUAAUAAGCAGCCCAGAGAAGCCUGUUUGUGCCUCUGCUGAAGUGCCUAAAGAAACAUUCAGUGAAUCACGUGCUGAAGAGGAUAAAACAUUACAGCCCCACCACCAGCAAGAAACGGUGAUCAAUGGAAAAGAAGAUGGUGAGAUUAUGCAACCGACAGAGAAUUGUCAAAAUGGAAAUCAUUUGGAAGCCGCACUCUCUAUACCUGACCUCAUACACAAGGAAAAGUCAGAGAUAAGUCUAAAAGUAAUUUCCUCUAACCAUAUAGAAAGCAUCAGCAUGAAGAGCACUAUCAGCCAGGUUGAGCUGCUACAAGGGGAAUAUAAUAACACAGAUUUGGGUUUAUGGCCAAGAAACUCUGCCUUAGAUAUAGACAGUCCACACCCAGACCUCCUCUCCUUUGACUAGAGUUUAGGGUGGAUGUCUGUCCUAUCACUGGAACCACAAUUCACUUUUCUGCUGUACAGUACGUUGUUAAGUUACCUAUGUAUAUGCUCAUUGUGGGUGAAUCAUAUCACGGACUGUUCCCAUGAUGCCUUCCUUCUAACCUGCAGUAUAUAAUGCAAACACAUUGGUAUAGGAAAUUCUUAAAUCAUCUCUUAGGUGCCUUCCUUGUAUGCUUUGUAAAUAUAGUAUGUUCAGUUCUGUAAUUCCUUUAUUAUUGGGGGCUCUACCAAAGCCUUCAGCCAUCCAGCUUUUUUAUGUUAUAUCUCCCAUCAUCUGUAGCUAGUGGGAGUUGUAAUGGAAACACAACUGGAAGACCUUAGUUUUAACAUCCAUGGUUUUGUGAUACAUUUCAGGGUUUUUAGAUAAAGAAACCCUUUUUGACGUUCUGCCUUUUUUGUAAGCAAUGGCCACUCAAUGAAUUAGAACUUUUUAAUAUGUGUGUUAGUAUGUUUGCUAUCUGUUUAGUGCUAUGCAAGUGCCAUAAAAUGAGAGUGAAGGAAAGACAUCUCAGUUAGUAUAUAUUGUUAUAGGGAAAUCUGACAUUCAUUUCAUUUUCUGUUGUGUGGAAUGUUUCAGUGUGUCCCAGUGCCUUAUGUUCAUAGCAGUGGCAGUAGUAAGUAUUGUAAGCAAAUGGCUAUGCCUGAGCAAUGCUUGCAGCAGGUAUCUUUGAUGGGUAGAUAGUCCUGUGCUUCAAAUUAAAGGACAUGUCAACUCCCCUAACACAAAUUUUAUCUGAGAAACGCUUUUUAGCAUGAUUUACAUACCGACCACUGCAGUCCUUGACAAGUAAUCCGUUAAGAAGCACUGUUGGUUUUCUCUUCCGGCUGGUUUCCAGCACUGUCAGCCUCUCUCCCCCCUCCCUUAGGAAUGUGUGCUGUAAUUUGGCGAUACGAACAUGCGCAGUUCACAAAAAAAAUCUAGCACAUGCGCAGAUGACUGUGUUUAGCGUCGGCAAAAUAAUCAAGCUGCAUUAAGAGUGACCUCUGAAGACACGCCUGUGGCUUAGUUCAGCCAAUAGAUAAAAUAGUCUUUUGUUGUUGCUAUGGGCGCUGUAUUGUGCCGUUUUAACUCUCUGCUCCGCUGCUGCUAGCCCAUAUUUCAUCUGACUGCAGCGAGGAGAGCAAGGGAGCAGAGAGAUUAACUAUUGCACUGCCAAAAUCUAAGUAAGCUAUUUUUAAAAAAGGUCAGGAGGAUGGGGCUAUUGGCACAUGCGCAUUGAUAUCAGGAAGAGCGCAUACAGGAAAAAAUGGCCGCCGGGUUAGUCAGUGCGCAAUGGUUCAAAGAAUGCGACGGUGCAGGGAAACUGGAGCGCUUUUCAAAGCGCAACUAAUGCGGUUCACAUGGGGCUAAGGUAGGCUACACAGGGAUACUAAAAUAAAAAAGCGGCUUGACUUUUCCUUUAAAGGUUUGUUUAAUUCUGAAAAGGGCAAUAUUCAUAUAAGGACUAUUUUAACUAUUUGAUUUUUUUUAAACGUUUGUUAUCCAUCUUUUUUUCUAUGGGAAUUGGUAAAAUAUGAAUUUUAACUCAGAAAGAAUCCUAGGCGCUGUCUCUCCUUCAAAGAAAUGGUUUGUUAUAAAGUGAGCUGCACAAGUUGCUGGUGUGGGUUGGUUACCGUUGGCUGGUUGAAUGAGUUAAUUAUGGAUGUGUGCCACUGUUCUUUGCUUCUCAGAUCUUGGUCUGUCUUCUGUUCUCUUUUAAACAGAUGAGAUUUUAGCCAGCCCUCAUCUGUUAUUCAUGAUUAAUGAAUUGGUGGAUUAAAUGAAAUAUAAUAGGGAUGAGCGAAUUUGACCCGUUUGGUUUCACCAAAAAUUUGGCGCCGGCGAAUUGUCGCCUAUGCUCAUUAAAGCGUCAAAGAUUUUUUUGACGCACGACGCCAUACAAGUCUAUGGGCGUCAUUUCCAUGUCGUAACAAGCCGAAAAAAUUUUUUCGCAUCCCUAAAAUAAGGAUAAUCUCAACAUAUGUCUUGUUCUCCGGUCACAUGAGGAUUCUCACUUCUUGAGAGCAGGAGGCUUAAAAAAACUACAAUAUGUGGGUAGUGCAAACAAAACCUGCUCUUCCAGUCUCAGUGCUGUUAUUCUUAAUGAUGUGGCCUACACAGAGAAACUGAAAGUGACAAAAGAUAAUCUUGUUUUGUGGAAUUUCUGUCAUUUAAAACUUAGUCACUUGUUCGGUUCACAUGUCCAGUAUUUACAUUUUUGAUAAAAACGUUGCUUUGAGAGCUACUAAACCCCAUUCACCGAUAUCAGCCAUCAAACAGUAUUAAAGUGAGCAGGCUAUUGAAAUAUUAUAGAAAUACAAAUGGUAGCAGCAAGAAAUCCUUAAACUAAAUAGAAAAAUCCCUACUGCUUUAAAUAUGAUUUUGUGCACUGUUCCGUAGAAUUAGCAUUUAUAAAAGAAGAGUUAAAAGAAAGAUGUGUAUUUAUAAAUAUAGUAUAGGUUUACUAUAUAAUGGUCCAGUUAAACUUAUUGGCAGUGACUGUAUUUGCCUAGGGACCGUCUCUGCAUAUUUUGUUGAUGCUGAGCAUUCAGAUCCCCCCCCCUGCCUUUAUAACUGGCAGGUCUAUAUUAGGAAAAUGAAUCUGAUGAUUUCACAUGUUGAAUGGAAUGAUAAAAAGUAGAUUCAUAAGUCUGGCUAAUUCUAUGGAGACUUUUAUUUAGUCCGUUUUGUACGGUCUUCUA